This is a messenger RNA of Cyclospora cayetanensis, 3216 nucleotides long. RefSeq lists its product as uncharacterized. NCBI's taxonomy places the organism in Eukaryota, Apicomplexa, Conoidasida, Eucoccidiorida, Eimeriidae. The record is from RefSeq and is a predicted model, not a curated record. Gene Ontology annotation, molecular function: 3',5'-cyclic-nucleotide phosphodiesterase activity. Gene Ontology annotation, biological process: signal transduction. The transcript has 15 exons. Bases 1 to 3216 code for a protein of 1071 amino acids.
AUGGACCCAUUAGCGUCUGUCUCUUUACAAUCACCCAGUGAUGACCAGGAUGCGGACGCAUCCCCUGUGCAACCUCCCGCAGCAUGCAAUCACGGAAGUAGAGAAGAGGGGCGUGGACUUGGAGCUGACAGCGGAUCCAGUGUGUUGACACCUCUUCCAAGAGGAGGCUGGAGAAGUAGCAGAGAUGACACCCGGCACGCAUCUGAACUCACCCCUUUCAGGAUGCACAAGACCGUUUCCUUUCAGCCCGACGCGAGCCCAGUGUCUGGCACCUCACAUGGGCCAUCCUUCUCAGUCAUUACCACUCUUCGUUCAGAUGGCUACCCGAAUGGAGCGAAUAGCUGGGUUUGCAGAUCUGGGAAUACCGGUCUUGGCAGAGGAACGGAGGGAUCAGGCCCAAAAUUAAGGCAGCUCAGCGGAUGCACGGAGGAAGGAGACGUAUGCAGCUCGACAUCGGUCCCUGUUCCUCAAGAGCGCCACGGAAGCCGAUACAGACAUACGGAUACAGGUUCACCGCGGAACGGACGCGAGGAGGGUGAUACUGUAGCUCAUCAUGCCGCUACUAGUCAAAGUCCACUUUCCCGCAGGAUGCUGUCUUUUCUCCUCUCCCCCUUCAGAGAACUGGGUGGAGGGGAGCUCAAUUUUGCAUGGGCCUACAAAGAAGCUACAGCCGCUCACCACCGUAGCUGUACGCCGAACGAUGCAGGGAACGACGAUUCAAAGGGUUCUUUGUCUUCUUCCAGUGAUAAUGGAGACGAUCACUGGUCCAGUCAACUCUCGGAUGCUCACAAGAAAGCAUCUCCCGGUCUGAAGUACUUCCCUUUGCAAUUCAGAGACGAAGAUGCGGAGCGCGAGUAUGUCGCGGUGACGAACUAUCAGUGCGCCUUACGGGUAUCAAUGUUUUUGCUGCUGCAGCACUGUGUGUUAUUCCCCAUCCAGUUGCUAUUUUUCUUCUCCGACCCGCAUUCUCACCUUGGCUCGAUGUCAAGCAGAUGUUUCAUGCGACCCCUCGUCUUCGCGUAUGUUGCCGUUGCGAUCUUCGGCCUGUCUCUCUCCCUGGCCCUCCUUUACCCCCGCCUUUUUCCUUGGGAAGUCGGAUACAUUUGCAGACGCUACUCAGGGCAACUCGCAUGUGUGUACUCAUUCGCGUACUCUGUGGCGUUAAGCGGCUCUCUGGUUGGGGGCCAGGUGAAGAUGAGCAACGAUCUGGAGGAGUCUCUGGCUUUCCAUGGGAAGCAUAUCGAUCUCUCGAUCGCCGUGCCACACCUUUUCAGCUUUAACACGGAGAUAUCUCUACUCUACGUGUAUGCAUUUGCAUCGAAUCUUCUCUUUCUCGAUAUUAUAGGGCCUAUUCUCACGAAAUGGACUCUGCUCCUCCACGCCUUCACCUCAGCAGGGCUCACUGCACCGUUCAUUGUUGGAUUCGCAAACGGCAGUCUCUUUAGCCUUUGCACGUUGCUGACCGUUGCUUCAAUAUCGAUCAUUUUAAGCUGCAUGGCGUUCGCUGGGAGGAUGUCUGGCGAGCUUCAGCACAGGCUCCUCUUCUUGCAAUGGAGGAGGUCGAGGCUGCGGCUGGUGGAGCUGUUGAAUGAGGAGCAGGCAACAACCACGAAUAGGACCGCCAUGGAAAAUGUUGUCGGAGAGCUCGACCAGUGCGGGAAGAUUCUGAGGCAUCUGCGGAACAUAAAAGUUGACUUUGGCAAAGAAUUCGACGAGCUCUACCGCAUUGUGUCCGACUGCAGGCGGACGCUCCUCACUAGUGAAGACUUGUAUACUAUCGACAUCGGCAAUACGGAUUGCUUUAGCCAGCAUUAUCUCCAGCUUCACUCGCGUUAUAGUACCCGCAAAAUUGAGGAUCUUCGCAGCUGGUCAAACCAGCACUCGCUCGCCGCUGUCCAGACGGGAAGCCCCUUGAACGCUAUAGAUAUGUUCAGUUGUUCGGAGCCCCACAGUUCAAGUACCAUCGCUGCGGAGGGAGGCGAACCGCUCAACAAGCAGGAAACGAUACGGCGUCGGAUGCUUCUUGAGGAGGCAGAGCGCUCUUCGCAUACAAUCGGUCAUUGCUGGUCGUUUAGUGUUCUACAGCUGGACCAGGAGACUCAGGGAAGAUCUCUUUUACUGGUUGGGGCGGCGCUACUGCGCCCCGUUGUAUGUGACUGGGGAUGCGGCACUGAUGAGCUUUGCGAAUUCCUCUGGACGCUGCAGUCCCAGUACCAACGAAACCCAUAUCACAACCAAACGCAUGCAGCCAUGGUUGGCCACGCGACAGUUUGCCUGGCAAAUCUACUCGGCAUUUGGCUCCUAAUGGAUCCAUUAGAGAAAGCAGCGUUAAUUGCUGCCACCCUUGCUCAUGACGUAGGCCAUCCUGGCCGUACCAAUCAAUUCUUUGUUACGUGUUUUGAUCCCUUGGAGCUGCGAAGGGGACUUCCCGUAUCUCCUUUGUGCAAUCGCUCCGCACAUUUAGACUUUGCAAGAUCUCAAGAAAGCUUCUUGGCGUUCAUUGCCAAGCCCCUUUUAACUGAACUAGUUGAGCUAGAGACACAUCAUCACAUUGCAGACGAAGUGAUGUCAAUGCUGAACUCCAACAUGGAAAAGUGGAAUUCCCUGGCUGUAGAGGGUGCUGUGGUCUCUCUCCCCACAACGAGCAAAAUGACUCAAUCGCGUACUUACACUCUACACGCUGUGCGGAACAUCGCAGGCCCCGCCAUGGCCUUCACCAGUGGCAAGCCGGACUCAGAAGCAUCAGGAGACUGUCUGAGAGGUAGGAGGCUGCACAACUCGCAACAACAGCUACCCAAUGCGUCUGACGCAUCUGGACAGGACAUGAUGCGUAAGCUGUCAUGGUGCUUGCUUGCCCAGCGAUUCGAUGCUUACUUUCCUGUAGUAUUUAUGUUUAAUUCAUCGUCUUCUCUAACAAAAAUGGCUUUUGUGAGCGUAUUGAUAAUGGGAUUGCACCUUAGUGAAAAUAACACACACGAGACUAAGGGUUGGAGCGUGGACCAUCAUGGUUUUGCUACGCACUGGCGUCUGCGACCUUGGAUGUAUCUUCGUGUGCUGUUCACAGCGACUCUUCAACCAUUUGACUGGGUGGGAGCACAAGAUGGGGUUGCCAGUCAAUGGAGUCCCCGCUUUACAGUAGACACUGUCACGACUCGAAAGUGCUCAUCGUCCGACAGCAUCAUCUCCCAACAGAAGCAAGGGAGUGAAGAUUCCUGA